Molecule: messenger RNA, 2165 nt
Organism: Gasterosteus aculeatus aculeatus (three-spined stickleback)
Lineage: Eukaryota; Metazoa; Chordata; Actinopteri; Perciformes; Gasterosteidae
Gene: tmem9
Product: transmembrane protein 9
Cellular component (GO): lysosomal membrane
Source: RefSeq, a predicted model, not a curated record
ACCCGGAAUCCGGAAGUCCAACGUUUCUUUUUUUGCUCUUUUUUUGUUGUUGCGUCGAUACCUUCUGUGAUACGCAUUGCGGUCACACACAUCCCGGUUGUCCAAACAACGCGAGUGACCCGCAUCGCCGCUUCUUCUCCACCACAAGGUGAUGUUCAGCAUAAGGUGGUGUUCGGCAUAAGGUGGUGUUCAGCGGCUUCCUCAGCUAACCGCUACCGCUGCGUCUGCGCACCCUGCGCCCGGGGAGCGAACCGUGACUCCGGCGGGAAGAUGUGGUCCGGCCGGGAGGGAUCGUGGACGUUCGUCGUACCCGCGGUGGCGACCUUGUUGUUGCUGGAUGCCGUCGGUUACGUGCAGGCGAAGAACUUUGAGGAUGUUCGCUGCAAGUGCAUCUGCCCGCCGUACAGAAACAUCACUGGCCACAUAUAUAACAGAAAUGUGUCUCAGAAGGAUUGUAAUUGCCUCCAUGUGGUGGAGCCCAUGCCGGUGCCUGGCCACGACGUCGAAGCUUACUGCCUGUUGUGUGAGUGCAAGUACGAGGAACGAAGCAGCAACACCAUCAAGGUAACCAUCAUCAUUUACCUCUCUGUGGUGGGUGCGCUGCUGCUCUAUAUGCUGUUCCUGCUGCUGGUCGACCCUCUCAUCCGCAAACACGACGCCUACACCCAGCCACUGCACAAUGAGGAGGACUCUGAGGAGAUGCGUCCGCCCGUGGACAGUGCCGCUGCCAAAGCAAACACGGUGCUGGAGCGGGUUGAAGGAGCACAGCAGCGCUGGAAAAAGCAGGUCCAGGAACAACGCAAGACCGUUUUUGAUCGCCACAAGAUGCUUAGUUAAACUCCGCAGCUGACCUCAGGAGGUUUGGAAUAGGUAACUUACCUGUGCUCAUCGCUUUUACACUGUCACCAGCUGCACUGCUACUGACUUCUUUGUUAAUGCUGUGUACUGCACCCAAUCAAUAAGUAUUUCUUCACUCAGAAAACACUCCAAAGACAUUGAUCUAAGAAGCAGAGGAUUUUUAUUUUGUAAAUGUAACAUUUUAGGCGGAGUUGCAGUUGGAAUGGCCUGGCUGCACACUGUUAACCGCUAGAAACCAUCUUAAUCUUUUAAUUCAUUUUCGGCAAUUAGCAAUGCGAUAGAUUUUGAAUGGUUUAAUUUAGUAAAAGACUGAAUCAUUUUGUAGCUUCUUCUUGAUCAUUUAUCCUAUUAGCUUUGUGGUAAUUUGUUGUAUAAUUGAGCUGUUUUUCUUGUAGCAUAAUUUAUAAAGUUCCCUCCCAAUAGGAACACUUUGUGUAUGUGAAUGGUCCUUUAAGCUAUUUGGGUUGAAAGAGUACCCUUCCUAUGCUGUUGUUAAGCAUAGCACAUUUCCAUGAUAUUAAUUUAUUUGUUAACUUUUAAUAUUUAUUUGUUUCGCAAUGCUUUCCGUAGUUACCUGGACAUAUUUUGCAUAAUUUGGACUAAUAAGUAGUUCAUGGAUUAUUAAUGGGGUUUGUUAUUUUAAAGCUUUGACGUUGCUACAUUUACAAACCCAAAUAUGUGCCUUUUUCUUUUUCCCAAAGUCCAGCUCAAAACACAGAUCCUAAAUGUGAGCAAUUCACAGUAUAUGAAAUAUUACAGGUAUUUAGGUCUACUUUAAUUACUUUCGAUAGUGUUAGUGAUUUGUCUGAAUUAACCUUUAUCUUGAAUGUGGAAAUUUAUAAAAGGUUUGUUCUUUGAGGUUGGCAUAAAAUCACAUUUUCUUUUGGAAAGUGUGAAAAUACUUUCCCAUGCAAAGAGAGAAAUGGAAAUUGGGGCAAUUAACGGCGCUUUAAAGCUCUCCUCGGUGUAAAACCAGCUCUAACGCUGGAUCAUUUGAUGAAUCAGUAAAGCUGCUAAUGGUGCAGUUGAGAGAAAUGCCUCCACCCUCGUGUGUUUGAUGCUCCAUCGGGGAAUUCCCCGUUGCAUCUUACUACUGAAGCUCCCUGACGGGGAACAUUUAAUAGAGCAACCUGGCUCACGUUCUCUCAUGUUCUGUAUUAUCAUUGGAGUUUAUUUUUUCUUCACUGAUUGAUGUGUGUAUACGUUCACAUAGCUGUUGUUAUAAAUGUAUUCAGUCUUGCUGGAUUAUUUCACUGCUCAUGUCUAUACAAUCUGCUUGAUGUGAAAUAAAAAAAACAAAAUCUGAA